Messenger RNA from Dentiscutata heterogama, 120 nucleotides. The record is from the annotation of a GenBank genome assembly. NCBI's taxonomy places the organism in Eukaryota, Fungi, Glomeromycota, Glomeromycetes, Diversisporales, Gigasporaceae.
AAGGUUACGCCAAGGACUAGGAGGGUACGAUGAUGACAUGACAAUACUAGAUGUUGCAUGUCUAGUAUACGAAUACUGUCAGUCGCGUCAAGGACUAGAAGGGUACGAUGAUGACAUGAU